This is a messenger RNA of Fusarium graminearum PH-1, 1077 nucleotides long. RefSeq lists its product as uncharacterized. The coding region runs from base 1 to 1077 and encodes 358 amino acids. The transcript is spliced from 2 exons. The record is from RefSeq and is a predicted model, not a curated record. Gene Ontology annotation, biological process: regulation of DNA-templated transcription. NCBI's taxonomy places the organism in Eukaryota, Fungi, Ascomycota, Sordariomycetes, Hypocreales, Nectriaceae. Gene Ontology annotation, molecular function: zinc ion binding; DNA-binding transcription factor activity, RNA polymerase II-specific.
AUGGGGUCUGUCACGAAAGUCAAGGCGUGUUUCUCAUGCACCAUCGGAAAGCGGAAGUGCGACAAAGCACAACCCGCUUGCGGCCGCUGUGACGACAGGGACGUUGAAUGCCGUUAUCCUAGAACCAAGCGGAAAAGACCGCACAUGUCUACAACGGGAUCAGAAUAUGCUAGCCCAAGCACAGUCAACGAGGCAUCCCCUGCCCAAGCCGACACUUUCUUGCCAUCAUUUCCUAGUAACCUAGUCAAUCCUCAAGAAUGGACUAGGAGUUUGGGAAACUUGAGCACUCUAGUCACGCCUGGACUACAGCAUGAUACUGAAGGCUCUACCAGCACUAACCAAGAGGAUCCCACUCACUUCUUCCUCAAACCAGAUUCUUGGAUCAUUCAACACAUUCCGUUUACCACUCCGACCUUCUCGAACUCUGUCUGCAUGAAUUACAUCAAAGGCAUCCAUGAGUUCUUUAGUGACUGGGUCAGUAAUGGACACAGCUCUUUCAUGCACAGACAACUAUACGCAGACUCUGGGUACCCCGUUGCAAUUCAAGAUGGAUUUGCUUGCAUAACAUUGCACAACGCCAAGACAUUAUCAAAUGAGGAUAUCGUUGACGAGAUUAUAUCCACCAAACUAUCAGCAUUGCUCAAGUCUUAUCCUCGAACCGAUGACUACAAUGACUCGGAAACUGAUCUCAAUAUACGAGAGCACCUCUCUCGCACACAAGCCUUAUAUGUCCAUUUAGUUCUGGCCCUCUUCUCUUCUUCUAUUGGAGCACGUGCAAAUGCUGAGCAACAUAUCCAGACGCUGUUGUCCUGGACCCGUCAGCUUUGGCAAGCAGCUAGUCGCGACCCAGACAUUUGCCAGCCCGAAAACAGUGACGGGUUUGCCACAUCUACCAAUGCCAUUGUUCUCGAUGUCAUGUUUGACGGCGAUAGCACACCCCGGCUGUGGCGAUCAUGGGUACUAUCAGAGAGCAUUCGCCGUAUCUUCCUGAUGGCCACAUCGACUAUUGGCGUCUACCUGACACUACGGCAGAAAUGGGCAGAGUGUCAAGUUUGGAAUGUGAAAGCCUCUUCUUGA